UGCAGUUUGAAAGCAGAUUCAGGCCUGGAGGCGUCUUUGGAAGCCACUCAGUUCCGGGUCCUAGCAAAGUGGAACUACAAGUCCCAGAAUCCUUAGAGGAGGCCGUAGUCAAGUUGCCGGUGGAAUUGGCCCAGGAUGACAGCUGGAGAAUGGAGUCAGUUAUGUCCAAGUAUGAAAACCAGAUUAUUAUUUUCCCUGACUACCUGGAAGAAUUCCCGGAUACAGAUGAGUUGGUGUGGAUUCUGGGGAAGCAGCAUCUCCUUAAGACAGAAAAAUCUAAGCUGUUGUCUGAUAUAAGUGCUCGUCUAUGGUUUACAUACAGAAGGAAAUUUUCCCCGAUUGGGGGAACAGGCCCUUCAUCUGAUGCUGGAUGGGGAUGUAUGCUGCGCUGUGGGCAGAUGAUGCUGGCUCAAGCCCUCAUCUGCAGACACUUGGGAAGGGAUUGGAACUGGGAGAGACAAAAAGAACAACCCAAAGAAUACCAAAGGAUACUGCAGUGUUUCCUAGAUAGAAAAGACUGUUGCUAUUCAAUCCAUCAGAUGGCACAGAUGGGUGUAGGAGAAGGGAAAUCAAUUGGCGAAUGGUUUGGACCAAACACAGUUGCACAGGUGAUAAAAAAACUCGCUUUAUUUGAUGAAUGGAAUUCCUUGGCUGUUUAUGUCUCCAUGGAUAACACAGUGGUCAUUGAAGAUAUCAAGAAAAUGUGCUGUGUUCUUCCUGUGGGUGCUGCUGACACAGCUGGUGAUUUUCUGACUGCAUCCAAUCAGAGUAAAGGCACCUCUGUCCCAUGCUCAGCCUGGAAACCCCUGCUGCUCAUUGUGCCCCUUCGCCUGGGCAUAAACCAAAUCAAUCCUGUGUAUGUUGAAGCAUUCAAAGAGUGUUUUAAGAUGCCACAGUCUUUAGGGGCUUUAGGAGGAAAGCCAAAUAACGCCUAUUAUUUCAUAGGAUUCUUAGGAGAUGAGCUCAUUUUUUUGGACCCUCACACAACCCAGACUUUUGUUGACAUUGAAGAGAGUGGACUAGUAGACGACCAGACUUUUCAUUGCCUGCAGUCUCCACAGCGGAUGAGUAUCCUGAACUUGGAUCCUUCUGUGGCCUUGGGAUUUUUCUGCAAAGAAGAGAAAGACUUUGAUAAUUGGUGUAGCCUUGUUCAGAAGUUGCAAGAGGAGGAAACGAAGAUGAAAACGAACCUGUCAGAUGUGGAGAACUCAACAUAA
This is a messenger RNA of Mus caroli (Ryukyu mouse), 1217 nucleotides long. The record is from RefSeq and is a predicted model, not a curated record. NCBI's taxonomy places the organism in Eukaryota, Metazoa, Chordata, Mammalia, Rodentia, Muridae.